ACACCACCAGGCCCACCUUUGAUAUCUCAGAGUAGCUACUAGAAUGGACUAUAUGGUUGAAACCGGGCUUGACCAAGCCACUGCUGAUCUGAUCAUUCAACUGCAGCUGCAAGAUAUUAGCCUCUAUUCGGAAUCCUCCAAAGGCAAGUCCCGCGAACCAACAGACGAAGAGCUAGCGUUUCGACUGCAAAAUGAAGAGCUGGAGAACAAUUCCCAGCUGCUCCUGGAUCGCCGGAUGGCCAUGAGCUUUGCAGCCGCUGUGUUGGCAGAUGGAUCGCUUCUGGCAGACACCUAUGCAGAGGAGCAGAGGGUGGCCAGGGACCGAGAGAUGGCUCGCCAGUUGACGGAUACCGGCGAGCAUCCAGUGACCGCCAAUGUUUGCCAGCAGGGCCCGGAACCGUCGACGGGCCUGGACGACGAGAUUCUGACGAAGCUGGAGAUCCUGUAUCACGGCAUGGACGCUCAUCACAGCACUACCACCGAGGAAGAAGAGCGAGCCGAAUCGUCUACGUGGGCAGCCAGGCGAGGAGUCGGUCAACCCCCAGCACGGAUGCGACGUUGUAUAGCCUGCAGAGAAGAGACAGCAUUCGUCGAUGUGGUCCGGGCCCCCUGCCGUCACGAAUACUGUCGCUCCUGUCUGGAAGAUCUGUUCAAGGCGUCGAUGACCGAUGAAUCCCUCUUCCCCCCGCGCUGUUGCCAGCAGCCAAUCGUGAUGAGCACCGCGCGCAUCUUCCUCGAAUAUAGCCUCGUGCAGGAGUUCGAAAAGAAGAAGAUCGAGUUUGAAACGCCAAAUAGAACGUACUGCUACUCUGCUGGAUGCUCGGCCUUUAUUGCCCCAGCGCACAUCGCAGGCGACGUUGCCACCUGUCUAGACUGCGGACGCACCACCUGUACCAGCUGCAAGGCGCGGGCACACACAGGCGACUGCCCGAACGAUACGGCCCUGCAACAGCUCCUCACCACAGCACAGACUAAUGGCUGGCAGCGGUGUUAUGCUUGCUGGCGCAUGGUUGAGCUGGACCAUGGUUGCAACCAUAUGACCUGUGUCUGUGGUGCUCAAUUUUGUUACAACUGUGGCCAGAAGUGGAAGGCUUGUGCAUGUGAACAGUGGGACGAGCAUCGUCUUCUUGCCCGUGCAUACCAGAUCAUUGAUCGACAGAUAGACCCUCCCCUGGUUGCUGAUCACCCUCGACCGGAUGACCGUCUUCCUCAAGACGCAGAUGAGCCUCUCGAUGUAAUCGAAGAGUCAGAUGAAGAACUAGAAGGAAUAGCAGUAGGCGAGGUUCAAGUUCCCAUCUUGGAACCGCCCCCCGAUAGGCCGACCUUGCGAGAGCUUCUGGUGGAGAGAACGAUGCAGGAGCUGCGGGAGAACCAUGAGUGCAACCAUUCUCGAUGGAGGUUCAUAAACGGCCCUCAUCGAUGCGAGGAAUGUUCCCACUAUCUCUACCGGUAUAUCUUCGAAUGCACCCAGUGCCGGCUCCAGGCGUGCAACAGAUGCAGAAGAAACCGGCUCUGAGUAUGCAAAGUUUCUGGCUACAGAGGGUCUAUCAGAUGAAAAUAAUUAAAUUAAUUAGAUCACAAAUGAUACAUCAUAAGGAUGACUCUUUUGCCUCUAGACCCACAAUCUUUUUGGGCUGUGUGUGGGCUUGCAAUCCCCUACUUGCGACGGGGCAUUUCGGGAUUUGAAUCUCUUUCUUCAGAAACUUCCUUAAG
Molecule: messenger RNA, 1713 nt
Organism: Penicilliopsis zonata CBS 506.65
Lineage: Eukaryota; Fungi; Ascomycota; Eurotiomycetes; Eurotiales; Aspergillaceae
Exons: 2
Coding region: 44-1516 (490 amino acids)
Biological process (GO): ubiquitin-dependent protein catabolic process; positive regulation of proteasomal ubiquitin-dependent protein catabolic process; protein polyubiquitination
Cellular component (GO): cytoplasm; ubiquitin ligase complex
Molecular function (GO): zinc ion binding; ubiquitin conjugating enzyme binding; ubiquitin protein ligase activity
Source: RefSeq, a predicted model, not a curated record